ACCCACCCCACGGCUGUUAACCUCAGCAAAGGCACGGUCACCACCACCACACUCCUCUCUUUUCUUCCCCAGCACCACCGUACCCGCAGCUACGAGUGGAGGGUCUGAGGCAGUGAGCGCCGGCAUGGUGAGCCGUGAGCAGCACACCCACAGCUACGAGCACCUGGUGCUGGACCCGGCGUCCCUCCCUCUGGGCGUGUCGUGGGCCGACCCGGCCGCCGUCGAGAUCCCGCCGCAGCUCCUCGCGGCGCUGGGGGAGUACCUCUCCGCCGCCCGCGGCGGCGGUGGCGAGGAGGACGCGGAGGCGGACGACGAGUUCAUGAUGUACGAGUUCAAGGUGCGGCGGUGCGCGCGCGCGCGGAGCCACGACUGGACGGCGUGCCCGUACGCGCACCCGGGCGAGGCCGCGCGGCGCCGGGACCCGCGCCGCGUCGCCUACACGGGGGAGCCGUGCCCGGACUUCCGGCGCCGCCCGGGCGCCGCGUGCCCGCGCGGCCCCGCGUGCCCGUUCGCGCACGGCACCUUCGAGCUGUGGCUCCACCCGUCCCGCUACCGCACCCGCCCCUGCCGCGCGGGCGUCGCAUGCCGGCGCCGCGUCUGCUUCUUCGCGCACACCGCGGCCGAGCUCCGCGCCGGGGCCAAGGACGAGUGCUCGCCGCUCUCGCUCUCGCUCUCGCCCAAGUCCACCCUUGCGCCGCUCUGGGAGUCGCCGCCGGUGUCUCCAGUGGAGGCGGGCCGGAGGUGGGUCGACGCCAUCGACGAGCCGUCGUUGGACGCCGCCGACGCGGAGAUGGAGGAGCUGAUGCUCGCAAUGCGGGAGCUCAGCUUCAGGAAGGCCCAGGCAGCGUCGUCGGCGCCGGUCCUGCCUGCGGUCACGGAGGAGGACGGGCCGGACUUGGGGUGGGUGUCGGAGCUGGUGAUGUAGGCAUGCCAGCACCUGCCCAGUUCCCCAGUGCCGGCGGCCGAGCCCAAGAUGUGGAUGCCAUCUCCGUCAAGAGGCGCCUCUCGAUCGCCAUUCGGAACAGCUUCAUUAAGCAAUAUUAAUUCUAGCAUUUUCAUGAAUGAAUUGCAUCAUUCUUCUGUGGAUAAACCAAACAUGAUGCAAGCAACUAUUAAUACUGCAAUCUGUAAGCGUGGCGCGUGUGUGUUUCCCCCCUUUUUCCCGGAGAUCAUGGCCUCAACAUGCUGCUGUCCAUGGUUUCGGUUCGAUCAUUACUACCAGUGUAUAUGUACAUAAAGAAGUGUAGUUGGCCAUGAAUGAGCCUUCGUUGUUUCGUGAUGUAUCACAGUGUACUACUGCCUUCUGGACUCAAAAGUGAGGCACAUAUAUAUAUCUACUAUACCAAACAUGGUUUCGUGCUC
Molecule: messenger RNA, 1362 nt
Organism: Sorghum bicolor (sorghum)
Lineage: Eukaryota; Viridiplantae; Streptophyta; Magnoliopsida; Poales; Poaceae
Product: zinc finger CCCH domain-containing protein 37-like
Exons: 1
Coding region: 125-925 (266 amino acids)
Molecular function (GO): metal ion binding
Source: RefSeq, a predicted model, not a curated record